This is a messenger RNA of Rotaria sp. Silwood2, 3954 nucleotides long. NCBI's taxonomy places the organism in Eukaryota, Metazoa, Rotifera, Eurotatoria, Philodinida, Philodinidae. The record is from the annotation of a GenBank genome assembly.
AUGACAUCCGACAAAUCUAGACCAAGUCCAAUCUUAUUGGCUAAUACAUGGUCACGAAUACUUUAUAGUUGGAUAUCUGAAUUACAUGAUACAAGUCAUCGACAGAAAACACUUCAUCUCGCUGAUCUUUAUGAUCUUCUUCCUGAGUAUGAGUCAAUUAAACUUACAGAAAAAUUAGAAAACAAUUGGUUUGAUGAGAUAAAACGUAACCCUGAUAAACCAAAUCUUUUUUAUGCUACAAUGCGUACAAUAAGAUGGAAACCAUUUUUACUUGGUUUUCUAUUAAUUCCUUAUAGAAUUGGAAUCCUUACUCAACCAUUGUUAAUUGUAUCUCUAAUGAGAUUCUUCGAACCAUGCUCCACUAUGUCUAUACAAUAUGCAUGUUUUUUGGCUAUUUUAAGUAUUUUAGCUGCUCUAUGUUCAAGUUUUUUUUAUCAUAGAUUUUUUUUCUCAAUUUAUGCAUGUGCCAUGCAAACACGUGUUGCCUACCAUGGUUUAAUCUAUCAUAAAAUUCUUCGUUUAUCAAGUCGUUCUCUGACUGCAAUGAGUUCCGGUGAAAUCGUUAAUAUAUUUUCUAAUGACGCCUGUCAAAUUGAAAUGAUUAUACAUUCAAUUAAUUUUUUAUGGCUGACUAUAGUUGAUAUUAUUGUGAUGACUGCAUUUUUCUGGUAUUUUGUUAAUUAUAUUGCAUUUAUUGCUAUUGGUUAUACAUUACUACUUGUUUUACUUGUUGUUCUUAUGAGUCAUCUCUUAGUUCAUUUUCGGCUUAAAAUUUUAAAAGUAACUGAUGAACGAAUAAACACAAUGUCGGAAAUAAUUAAAUCCAUGCGUAUUGUAAAAAUGUAUUGUUGGGAAUCAGCAUUUGUUAGAAAAAUUAGUGAUAUUAGAAGACGUGAAAUUAUUCGAUGUGCAUUACGUUUCAUACCUGAAACUGUUGAAUUGUUUUUUUCACAAACAUAUAGUUGUAUAACAUUUUUUAUUACAUACGCAGCAAUGUGGUCAUUAAAUAUACCUUUCGAUACACGAUUCUUUGCUGUUGCAGCAUGUAUUCUUAGUUAUUUAGGAUUUGUUAUAUUAAGUUUUGGUAAUGGUAUACGUUAUUUUGGUAAUUAUUUGACAGCUGUUAAACGACUUCAAAAAUUUCUUUUAUUGGACGAAUCUGAAAGAGAUCGUCGAUUAUUUUAUGAAUUAGAUGAAUCAAUAGAUAAAACGAAUAUUGACGAGCAACAUGCGAUUCAAAUACCGAUGAAAAAAAUGAUCAAAGUUGAAUGUAACUUGAAACGAGCCGGAUGGGAAAAAAAUGAAUUAUUUGCAUUAGAAAAUAUUGUAUUUACUGCUUAUACAGGUGACUUGAUUUGUAUUAUUGGAUCAGUCGGAUCUGGCAAAAGUUCUCUAUUACAAACUUUAACAGGUGAAAUACCUUUUUUUGAUGGUCAAGUUCGACUUCAAGGUUCAUUCUGUUAUGUGCCACAAGAACCUUGUAAUUUGAUUAUGAUAUUAAUUGAUCGAUUUAUUUCGCUUUUUUUUAUUUUGAUAGGGAUCUUUUCAUCAACUAUAAAAAGAAAUAUUCUUUUUGGUAAAGAUUAUGAUCCUGGAUUAUUUCGACGUGUUAUUAAUGCAACUGCACUGGACACAGACUUAGCUCAUUUACCACACGGAGUAAAUACUCUUGUCGGCGAUCAAGGUGUUAUGUUAUCUGGAGGUCAAAAAGCAAGAGUAAAUAUGGCAAGAGCAUUGUAUCGUGAUUCUGAUAUUUAUUUAUUAGAUGAUCCUCUUUCGGCUGUUGAUGCUAAAGUUUCGAAACAUCUUUUUGAUAAAUCAAUAAAAGGUUAUUUAUGUGACAAAAUUUGUAUUCUUAUUACUCAUCAAAUUCAAUUUUUACGUGGUGCAACUAAAAUUAUUGUACUUGAAAAUGGUAAAAUGGUACAAACAGGAGCAUUUGAUGAAUUAAUUGAAAGUUCAUCAUUAUUUUGUCAUUUAUUAGAAAAUAUUCAUCAACAAGAAAAGGAACAAUCUGAAUCUCCGACUAAUUUUCAACGAAGACAUUCGAUUAGACAUUUAACUGUUAUAGAGAGUGAAAAGGAAGAUGGAUUUGCAUUAGAUUCAGGAAGUUUUGAAACACAAGAAAAAGGUUCAGUUAAAUGGAAUGUAUAUGCUACAUAUUUGCAAGAAGGAGUUGGUACUUUUCUUGGUAUUUUUAUUUUAAUAUUGAUGUUUGGCUUUCGUGAAGUAACAUCUAUUGUCUACAGUUGGUGGUUAGCAAAAUGGAGUGAUGAUGAAGGUUAUCGACAUCGGCAUCAAAUUAAUUGUACAGAAACAAUCAAUGAAAAUAUCAAUAUAAUACGUUCAAUGGAUAAUACAGAAUGGAAUGAAUAUCGAAAUGAUCGUUUCUAUUUUUAUUGUGGUCGUAUAUUAAAUCGUUUUACUAAAGAUAUAUCUAUUGUGGAUGAAUAUCUUCCAUGGACAUUUUUUGAUUUUCUCGAACGUCUUUUUCAAGUACUGGGUGUAGUUGCUCUUGUUAGUUGGCUUAAUCCAUGGUCAUUUAUACCAGCAAUAAUGGCAACUAUUGGUAUGUUAUUUAUUCGUCAUCGUUUUGCUCGAUGCUCGAGAGAUCUUAAACGACUUGAAAGUACAGCAAGAAGUCCAAUCUAUUCCUAUUUAACUUCAACGAUUCUUGGACUUAAAGUUAUACGAUCUUAUCAUGCUGAAAAAACUUGUUUAUCAGAAUUUUUCUCACUUCUCGAUGAUAAUUCACGUGCUAAUUAUCUAUUUCUAAUAACAAAUCGAUGGGCAGCGAUUCGUUUUGAUUGGAUUACCAUAUCUUUCAUUGCUUUUGUAACAGCAAUGGCAGUAAUUGUACGUACUACUGGUCGACUAUUUUCAUCUGCCGAUAUUGCUCUUACACUUUCAUUCAGUCUUAAUCUUAUGGGUCUUCUACAGUGGGCAAUUAGACAAUCUGUUCAGCUCGAAACACAAAUGACAUCCAUCGAACGAAUCCUUGAUUAUUGUGCACUUGAACAAGAACCACCUGCACAAGUAUCACCAAACGAUCAACCACCGACAAGUUGGCCAUCGCAUGGUGAAAUUAUUUUCAAUGAUGUUAGCAUGUCUCAUUCGAAUCUUCCAGAUGCACCUCUUGCUCUUAGAAACAUUUCAUUAAUUAUAAGACCUGGUGAAAAAAUAGGCAUUGUUGGAAGAACAGGUGCUGGAAAAAGUUCAUUUAUUCAAACCAUAUUUCGUAUGGGUACACUUGUUAAUGGACAAAUCAUUAUUGAUAAUAUUGAUAUAUCAACAGUUGGAUUAGAUGAUAUUCGACGCCGAAUUUCAAUUAUUCCACAAGAUCCUGUUCUUUUUACUGGAACAAUAAAAAGUAAUCUUGAUCAGUUCGGUGAUUAUUCAGAUGUUGAAAUAUGGCGUGCACUUGAACAAGUACAACUUAAAAAAUUAGUUAAUGAUAUUAUGCCUCAUGGUCUUCAUUCACAUGUUUACGAAGGUGGUUCAAAUCUGAGUGUUGGACAAAAACAAUUAGUUUGUUUAGCAAGAGCUAUAUUAAAAAGGAGUAAAAUACUUGUCAUUGAUGAAGCAACAGCUAAUGUUGAUAAUGCAACGGAUGCAUUAAUACAAAAAGCUAUUCGAGAACAAUUUCAAAAUUGUACAGUAUUAACAAUAGCUCAUCGAUUACGUACAGUUAUUGAUAGUGAUCGUAUUAUGGUAGUUGGAGAUGGAAGAGUAUUGGAGUUCGAUACACCUCGAGGAUUACUUUCAAAUAUAAAUUCUCAAUUUAGUUCUUUCGUCAAACAAACAGGACCAGCUGAAGCUGAACACCUUCGAACAUUAGCAACUAAUAUUAAAUUUAAUACGGAAAAUAAUCAAGAAAUAUUUAGUAAUAAUGAAACUUCAUUAGGACAUGAUCAUGAAACUGUUCCUCUUAUUUCCUCAUUAAUUUCUAUUUAA